Adineta steineri is the source of this 675-nucleotide messenger RNA. NCBI's taxonomy places the organism in Eukaryota, Metazoa, Rotifera, Eurotatoria, Adinetida, Adinetidae. The record is from the annotation of a GenBank genome assembly.
AUGGUUUCAAAUGAAACUCUAAAGGUUUCGUAUUUCUCCUCGAAACCUUUUUUUGGUGUCCUGAGCUUUAAAAAAGGUUUCGCAGGUAAAGGUUCUUCCCCUCGAUACACGGGAAGAUCCUUUAAUGGUUUCGUAGAAUUUUUUAUUGUGUUUUUCAAACUUGGAACAUGUUUGGAGACUAUUUCGUCACGACGAAACCUUUUUUGGGAGUUCAGUAGACCACCUAUUUUACUUAGAGUGUACAUUAUUAUACUACCUUCCAAUUUUACAUUACAGUUCAAUUAUAAAGAUGUUCCUGUUGGUACAGAUCCUGUUAGUUAUGCUCUUUAUUCAAGUGAUCUUGAUAUUACUCAAGCCGCAUUAAAGGGUUCUCAACUGUUGUGUACAUUUGCUUUUUUACAAGCAGUUGUAACAAAAUCAUUCAUUUGUUAUACAAUGCAUGCAAACAGGGAGAAAAGUAUUUGUAAUCGAAUUAUUCGAUACUGCCAAAGAGGAUUUACUUUUCUCGAACCUUAUGAAUCUGAUAGUCUCUUGAUUAUUGAUAUUAUGAAUGGUACUAUUCUUCUCAGCAAAAAAAAGGAGGUCUACCGAACUAUUUUUGGUUCUGUAUCACUUUCAGAACCAUUUAAAGUUCUGCAAAAUAUCACAAAAACCAAUGAAGGUUCAGCUCAAUAA